This is a messenger RNA of Dipodomys spectabilis (banner-tailed kangaroo rat), 5374 nucleotides long. Its product is annotated as fibronectin type III domain containing protein 3C1-like. NCBI's taxonomy places the organism in Eukaryota, Metazoa, Chordata, Mammalia, Rodentia, Heteromyidae. The coding region runs from base 62 to 5116 and encodes 1684 amino acids. The transcript is spliced from 26 exons. The record is from RefSeq and is a predicted model, not a curated record. Gene Ontology annotation, molecular function: protein binding.
CCCAAUUGGGGAAAUACCUGAAGAGUGACUUGCUUUGGGAGAAUCGUUUUCAGUCUACUUUAUGGAGAGUUACCAGGAUGCCAGUAACACUCCACAAAUUGUCACUUAUCCAAAGAGAUAUAAUAGAUGGUCUUCUCGUCCACAAUACUGGAUUAUUUUGGUCCAAGUUAACCCUGGCGAGAUUCUGACCAUAAAAGGUGAUGAUGGAACUAUUCAAAAUAUUCACGGACCUGCUGAUGUACCUCUGAUGUCACCAAGUGGUACGUUACCUCCCAUUUACCUACCACCUGGAUAUAUGUCCCAGGUGGUUGAGGAAAACGGAAUUCGAAAAAUUGUUGUUGUGCCCCAGAUAACUGACUACAACCUGCAGGUGCCUGCUACAACACACGGAUCCCAGUAUAUGACACAUCCACCCGUUCUAUAUCCACACGCUACUCAGAUGAUGUAUCCUCCAGCUCAAGGAGAAUUUCCAGUAACUUACUUCCAAGAACCUGUUGUGCAGCAGCUGCUGCCACCACUGCCACCACUACCAGCUCUUCCACCAGCACCAGCAACGUAUAUGUACCAAGAUUACCACGAAACCUACUCUUAUGGAAGAGCAAAUUAUAACGAAUUUGAUGAAAGACCUGCUAAGACAGGUGAAUAUAAGAAAAUGAAAGACCGCCCAGGUGGAUGCAAAAACAAAGCUACUAGCAUUACACCUGCUAAAUAUACUCCAGAUGUUUACACUGUAGACAAUGCUCCCCACAUCUACACUGUAGAUGAAAGUUGCAGCACUUACACUGUAGAUAAUACAUUGAGCACUUGCACUGAAAACAGUACUCUAAGUACUCACACUUUUGACAAUCUUCCCAACACUGACAUCCCUAACGAAACCCCCAGCAUUUCUACUGACAAUGCCUAUAACAUGGUCACCACCGACACUAAUUUUUGCUCUGACACCACUGACAGCACUGAUUGUGCUUCCACAACUACCACCUCUGACAUAAUUGUAAGCCCAUCCGUUUUGGAGAAUCCUUCAGGUUCUUCCUCCUCAGCCAAUGCUGCCAACACUCCUAUCUCCGAAAAUGCACCUAGUAUCAUUGAGAAUUCUCUAGCCACUACCAGUGCUCCCAGCACUACCUGUGAUGAAUCCAGUGCUCCCAGCACUACCUGUGAUGAAUCCAGUGCUCCCAGCACUACCUGUGAUGAAUCCAGUGCUCCAAGCACGUCCACUGAUCCUAGAAUAAUCAAUGAUGAGCAUAAUGCUCCCCUUACAACCAGUGCUUCCAGCACAACCGAUACUGAGCCCAGUGCUUCAAGCCCAUCCAGUGCUGACCCCAGUACUCCCAGCAUAACCAGUGUUGAGCCUAGUGUUCCUUUCAUAUUUAAUAACACCAGCACAUCCACUGCUGAGCCCAGUGCUCCCAGCACAUCCAGCCCUGAGCUUAGUGAUCCUCUGAUAUCUAGCACUGAGCUCAGUGCUGUAAGCCCAUCUGGUGCUGAGCCUAGUGCUCCAAGCACAAGCAGUGUCGAGUCUACUGAUAUCCUUACACUUAGUGCUCUUACCACAUCUAGCACUGAGUCUAGUGCUCCUCUCACACUGAGUGAGCUCAGCACAACCAGUAUUGAGAUCUGUGCUCCCAGUACAUCUAGUGCUGAGCCUAGUGCUCCCCUUACAUCCAAUGUUGAGCUUAGUACUCCCAGCACAACCAGUGCUGAGCCUAGUGCUCCUCUCAUAUCCAGUAACACCAGCACAACCAGUGCUAAGCCUAGUGUUCCGAGCACAUCCAGCACUGAACUUAGUGCUCCUGUCCUAUCCAGCACUGAACAAAUUGCUCCCCUCAUAUUCAGUGCUUCCAGCACUGAGCUCAGUGUGGCAAGCACAUCGAGUGCUGAGCCUAGCGCUCCAAGCAUAACCAGUGCCGAAUUUACUGAUCUCACAUGCAGUGCUCCUCUCGCACUGAGUGAUCUCAGCACAACCAGUGCUGAGCCUAGUGCUCCCAGUACAUCCUAUGUUGAGCCUACUGUUCCUGUCAUAUCAAUUGUUGAACCUAGCACUUCCAGCACAAGUGCUGAUCCUAAUGCUCCCAGCACAACCAUCACCGAGCCCAGUGUUCCCAGCAUCUCCAGUGCUGAAUCUAGCACUCCCAGCAUAUCCAGUGCUGAUCUUAGUGCUCCCAGCACAUCAAUUACUGAGCCCAGUGUUCACAGCAUGUCCGGUGCUGAAAGCAGUACUUAUAGCACAUUCAGUGCUGAGCCCAGUGCUCCUAACACUGAAUCCACUGAGUCCACUGCUCCCACUACAUCUGGAGCUGCCAAGGCUGAGACUAAUUAUGGAAAGAAUCAGACACCAACAGAUGGAGAAAACAAACAAAAAUCAACUGGAAAACAAAAUCAGAUCCAAUCAUCAAGUGAACCACUAAAAGAAUGCACAAAGCAACCUGAGAAGUCUCGUCGUUUCAACAUUGAGAAGCCCAUUGUUUCUGAUAUUCAAAACAGAUCUGCUGUGAUUACAUGGAAUCUAUAUGGUUCUGAAGAAUUUGACGAUACUAGACCUCCAGUAACAUUUGAACUGGCAAUGUCUACAACAGGGAAAAAUGGAAAAUAUAAAAAUAUUUAUACUGGUGACAAACUUUCAUUUAACCUACAUACUCUACAACCAUCCAUGACCUAUUUUUUAAGAGUUGCAGCUAGAAGAGGAUCAAAUUAUAAAAUCUUGUCUGAAGUGGUUAAUUUUACAACACCAGGCUGUGAACCGGAUCGUCCACAAGCACCUAAACUCAUUAAUCGGUCAAAAAGCACUCUGAAUUUGCAGUGGAAAGGUUCAAAUGAAAAUGGUUCCAAAAUUAACAGCUUCCUUCUGGAAUGGGAUGAGGGGAAAGGCGAAAAUUUCAAAAGUUGCUAUACAGGAACAAUGAAACAGCAAAAGUUCCUAAAACUGACUGCUUCAACAAAAUACUCAUUCAGAUUAGCUGCCAGAAAUAACUUUGGCUUGAGUGAUUUCAGUGAAAUCGCAGCCUUUUAUACAUCCGGGUCUAUGCCCCCAACACCUUUGCCUCCUAAGCUAAAGGAAGCUGAUAUCUUUAGUUUGUCACUAGAAUGGUGUGCACCAGCCAACGUAAACUCACAUAGCCAUCUUACUUAUGUAUUGGAAAUGGAGGAACCAGGAACUGGAUUAGGUUUUAAACCUACAUACAAUGGUGAAGACUUCUCAUGUACUAUAACAAAUCUACAACGAAGUACUACAUACAAGUUUAGGAUUUUUUCCUAUAAUAUGGAAGGACGAAGUAAUCCCAGUAAUGAAGUAAAAUAUACUACCUGUCCGGACAAGCCUGGAGCUCCAACACAGCCAUACGUAAAAGGAAAGAUUCAUGCACACAAAGUGAAAAUUGGGUGGCAAUCGCCUAAAGAUAAUGGUGGAGCACACAUUUUAAGUUAUACUUUAGAAGUUAAUGACAAUGCACAUGAAAAUGUUUGGAAUAUAAUCUACAGUGGCUCCAUUCGGGAAUUUUUAUGUGAUCAUCUGCAACCUGAUAGGAUAUAUAAACUGAGAGUAUUUUGCACUUCACCUGUAGGACAUAGCCAGCCUUCAGAUGAAUUGACUGUUCAAACACCUGCGCUUGCUCCCUCGAACCGUACUCAAUCUUCAAAUCAUAAAAAGAAGUCCAAAGAAACAAGCUCUCGAUGUGCUAAUCCUCCUGCUACUGACAAUUCUGAAGCACCUAUGCUUAUCAGAAACACAGAAAAUAACCAAGAUUUUGGCCCUGAACAUGCAGACACACUUGGAUCCCAUCCUGUACCAUGUGAAAGUGCAUCAGUCCCACGUCCUCCCGCACAGUGUAGUGCACCUGUGCUGACCUGCAAGGGUCCAACCUGUAUUGUAGUUAGCUGGACAGUUCCUGAAUGUAAUGGUGCUGAAAUCACUGAUUACAAAGUAGAAUUGGGACAAACUGAAGAAUCUAUGCAAUUGAUUUAUACUGGCAUUUGUCUGCGAUAUGAAGUAAAAAGUCUCAUUCCUGCAACCACAUAUUUUUGCAGAGUUCAGGCUGUAAAUGUCAUUGGAGUGGGACAGUUUGGAGAAACUGCUACUAUAACCACACCAGCAACUGUACCCUCAAUAGUACAAAAUUUACAAGAAGUUCCAGACAAAGUUCCUGAAAACUUAGCAUCAUCUUGCCUUGCUAUUAAGUGGGAGGAACCAAUUUGUAAUGGUUCUCCAGUAACUGGGUACAAUAUUGAAUAUGGAGAUAGGAGAAUUAUGACUAUUGACACUGUAACAGAGUAUAUUCUGAAAAAUCUACAACCAGACACCAUGUAUAAAAUUCGAAUUCAAGCUAUCAAUCAUUAUGGAUUAAGCCCUUUUAGUCAGCCAAUAAGAAGCAAGACCAAACCGCUUCUACUUAACCCUCCACCCCUCGAAUGUGCAAUUUUGGGGCACCAGAGCCUCAAACUUAAAUGGGGCAACAAUUCAAACAGAAGAAUACUUUCCAGCCUUAUAAGCUAUAAUUUGUUCAUGAAAGAUCGAUCUGAUAGAUUUUCUGUCAUUUACCAUGGGCCUUGUCAGACUCACCGAGUACAGAGAUUAACUGAAUGUACUGAAUAUUCAUUUAAAAUCCAGGCAUGUAAUGAAGCUGGUGAAGGACCAGAAUCUGAUAUCUAUGUUUUUACUACCAAAAAAACCCCACCAGCUGCACUUCAAGCUCCGAGAAUACAUCGACUAAAAUUCAAUGCUUGUGAGAUAAAAUGGGGGUCUUUGGAGCCAAUCAAUGGAGACCCUAUUGUUUACAACCUUCAAGUUAUUACCGAUAAAGGAACUGAACAGCUAUACAAAGGACCAAAUACUUCAUUCAGUUAUUCAAAUUUCGUCACAAAUACAAAUUAUCGGUUCAAAGUCUGUGCCGGGCGUCAAUAUAAAACUUCUGCUGGCAAACAAGAGCUCUGGGGACCAUUCAGCCCUACCUCUCUUUUCUUAACACAUAGAAACAGUAAAGGAGGAAGAGGAGGGAAUGACCGCAGAGAUGAUAAGCUCCGGAUAGAGCUAAGUGAUGAAUCAUUUAUUUUUAUCCUUGUGAUAGUAUUUGCUGCUUUGGCCCUUUUGUCUGCAGCUUCCAUUCAAAAGUUCUUGAUAAGCUAAAUUUAUUUCUCUACAUUCUGUCCAUUAUAGAAAGAUCAAAAAAUCAUAAUCAAUAGACAAAUUGUUUGAUAAACCUCAGGGAUUACUUAAAAGAAACAUUAAUUUGGCCGAAACUCUAAAUUUUUUUUUACCAAACAUUUAAUAUUUGAAAAAUUCAUGUGACAGAAGAGAAUUUUUUGAGGAAAUAGGUAUCUUUUAAAUUUCAUGAAGUUAGAAAAAGAACACUCUACCACACCUCUCAUGGACACUAUUUCCUGA